Messenger RNA from Phyllopteryx taeniolatus (common seadragon), 2939 nucleotides. RefSeq lists its product as uncharacterized. Gene Ontology annotation, molecular function: GTP binding; GTPase activity; molecular adaptor activity. NCBI's taxonomy places the organism in Eukaryota, Metazoa, Chordata, Actinopteri, Syngnathiformes, Syngnathidae. Gene Ontology annotation, biological process: regulation of exocytosis; cell division; cytoskeleton-dependent cytokinesis. The record is from RefSeq and is a predicted model, not a curated record. Gene Ontology annotation, cellular component: septin complex; synaptic vesicle; cell division site. The transcript has 12 exons. Bases 16 to 1224 code for a protein of 402 amino acids.
GUCAGCUGAGCCAUAAUGGCGUCUGCAGGGGACAACCGAACACAAACGGGACGAGGGCGGUCUCAUGCUGAGCGACUUCCGCGUCUCCUUUCCUGGGCUGGGACGGCGGCUUCAAGUGAAACGCUCUUGUUCACAAACUUUAUCUCAAACUUCAGGCCUAUCCCGUACAUAUCAGCAAUGUCUCAGUCUGGAGAAAAAGGGAAGUUCCCUGAUGCAGCUGGCUACGUGGGGUUUGCAAACCUCCCAAACCAAGUUCACCGAAAGUCUGUAAAAAAAGGAUUUGAAUUUACCCUCAUGGUUGUAGGGGAGUCUGGUUUGGGCAAAUCAACACUUAUAAACAGCUUGUUCCUCACUGAUCUCUACCCUGAACGCUACAUUCCUGGCGCUGCAGAGAAGAUUGAGAGGACGGUGCAGAUCGAGGCGUCUACCGUGGAGAUCGAAGAGAGGGGAGUGAAGCUCCGCCUCACUGUGGUGGAUACACCGGGCUACGGCGACGCCAUCAACAGCCAGGACUGUUUUAAGACCAUCAUUCAGUACAUCGACAAUCAGUUUGAGCGCUACCUCCACGACGAGAGCGGCCUCAACCGACGGCAUAUAGUGGACAACAGGGUGCACUGCUGCUUCUACUUCAUAUCGCCUUUUGGACACGGUCUAAAGCCUUUGGAUGUGGAGUUUAUGAAAGCCAUCCACAGCAAAGUUAAUAUCGUCCCAGUGAUUGCUAAGGCCGAUACGCUGACACUGAAAGAGAGGGAUCGCUUGAAGAGGCGGAUUCUGGACGAGAUCGCUGAGCACGGAAUUCGAAUUUAUCAGCUACCUGAUGCAGACUCGGACGAGGAUGAGGAGUUCAAGGAGCAGACCAGAGUCCUCAAAGCCAGCAUUCCCUUUGCUGUGAUUGGCUCCAACCAGCUGAUCGAGGUAAAGGGCAAGAAGAUCCGCGGUCGCCUGUACCCAUGGGGAGUCGUGGAAGUGGAAAACCCAGAGCACAAUGACUUCCUCAAGCUCCGUACCAUGCUCGUGACGCACAUGCAAGACCUGCAGGAGGUGACCCAGGACCUGCAUUAUGAGAACUUCCGCUCAGAGAGGCUGAAGAGAGCAGGAAGAGCUGUGGAUGAGGAUGUGAUGGAUAAAGACCAGAUACUGCUACAGAAAGAGGCAGAGCUGAGACGCAUGCAAGAGAUGAUCGCUCAGAUGCAGGCGCAGAUGAAGAUGAAAUCAGACGAGUGAAACUAAACACGCACAUACACACAAUGCUGUCACCCUAUACAAUCUGCAAAAGUUUUUAGGAUCCAGGUGUCUGCACCUCCAUGCCUCAUUUGUCCUUCCGUCUUGCCUUACUUGCCUUCAGUGCAUGACUCUUUAGUUUAAAAAAAAUAAAUAAAUAGAUGUUUUUUAUGUUGUACUUUUCUACAUGGCUUUACAGUGAAUUAAAAUUCACUGGUGGAUUUCAUCAUUAUCUUUACAUUAUGAUCUGUCAGGCUGCCGGAUGAUCAGAUACGAUCACACUCGCGUUUACCAAAAGGUUUUCUCUUCAGUCUUAAUAAUAGCCAAUUGUGGGUCUUUUAUGACCACUGUUACAUGUGGAAAGUUGUUUGCGUCUGUUCAUGUCACACACUAGAGCAUGAGCAUGUCUUUUUGUCACCUUUUCCAUCCACAAAAAUGUCUAAGGCAACUAUACAGUAAUAAUAAUCAUAAAAAUAACACAGAUGGUGUUUAAGUACCAUGCUGCUACUAUAGUGGUACUUAUGAGGCGUAUGACGUCACUGUCUUCACUACAAAAAGCUCAUGUUUAGCAAAAGUCUCUAUUUACAAUACAGUGGUACAUCGACUUACGACUGACCCCACUUACGUUUUUUGAGAUAUGAACUGUCAAUUGGCCUUUUUUUUUGCAUUUAUUGGAGACUCUAAAUUACCCGUAGGUGUGACUGUGAGUGCGAAUGGUUGUUUGUUUGUAUGUGCCCUGCGAUUGGCUGGCAACCAGUUCAGGGUGUACCCCGCCUCCUGCCCGAUGACAGCUGGGAUAGGCUCCAGCACGCCCGCGACCCUAGUGAGGAGAAGCGGCACAGAAAAUGGAUGGAUGGAUGUUUUGCGAGUAAAAAGUUUAAUUUCAAGCGCAAGAUGGUGACAGUUUCAACCGGUUUAUUGCCACUGCCAGCUGAAGUUUACUGUAAAGCUAAACAUAAAACAAGGACCAUUACAUGUUGUGUGUAUUUAACUAAACCACAUAACUUUGCGUUAGUGUGCUAGCUUCAUGCUAACACAUACUGGGAAACGCCUUAGACAGGCUAAUAAACUAGCAUCCACGUAGCAGUGUUGUAACGCUUAAAGCAAUUUAUAUUGGAACACAAACAGCGGCAUCACUUGCAGAAAGCAUACAACAAUGCUGACAGGCAUAUUUAUUGUCUCUGAAAAAGGAUUAAUAUUACCACAGAUCAAAAUGUAUAUCUCUAUGUAUUAUACUGUCACCUGGUUGCCAAGACACGCACCCCAGAAGCAGGACAAUGAACUACAGUAAAGCAUAAGAUCAUAAUCAACAAACUUUAAUUCUUUACAUUCUAUUUUAUUAUGUUAUUACAUACAGUAAGUAGUGGUGUUUUUUUUAAUUUAAUAAAUGUUUUGUUGUUUAUUUUGGGAGGCUCGAAGGGCAUUUCCAUUUAUUUUAAUUUGGUAUUUUGAGUUAUGAUUCUGGUCACAGAGCGAAUUAAAUUCGUAAGUCAAGGCACCACUGUCUAGACUUUCGAUCAUGGCCAAAUGAGCUGUAGUCAAUUUGGCAUUUUCAUGUCAAAAAUAUUCUUUUGUGUACUCGCAUGGCAUCACUGAUGUGCCAUUCACAGUUCUAUUUUAUACUGUUAUGCAAAUGUACUUGUUAACCAAAAUGUACACUCGUUAACCAUGACUGAUUAGGUGUACAUCCACUGAAAUAAAAGUUUGUUUACAAAAUA